Bufo gargarizans (Asiatic toad) is the source of this 8598-nucleotide messenger RNA. It is a transcript of the gene PTPRB, whose product is annotated as protein tyrosine phosphatase receptor type B. The transcript is spliced from 34 exons. The record is from RefSeq and is a predicted model, not a curated record. Lineage: Eukaryota; Metazoa; Chordata; Amphibia; Anura; Bufonidae. The coding region runs from base 76 to 6702 and encodes 2208 amino acids. Gene Ontology annotation, molecular function: cadherin binding; protein tyrosine phosphatase activity. Gene Ontology annotation, biological process: angiogenesis; protein dephosphorylation.
CUCAUUUCCUUCCUAAAGUUAGCUUCACUUAUCUAAGUUGUUGGACAGAAGUAUGGAGUGACUGCUAGGUGGAAAAUGGAUGCAUUUGUACGUGUUCUGCUGGCGAUCUGCUUGUUCUACAGGAUAACAGAGAGCUUCUUAAUAUACCAUGACCAGAAGAAUGUUUGUAUUAGCAUCGGCAAGUAUGUGAGUGUUACAAAAUGUAAUGUGACAUAUCGCAGCCAGCAUUGGAAAUGGACAGAAGAUGGGAAGCUACAUAACGUCAAAUCCUCCAUGUGUCUGGGCAUGUCUCUCGCUUCUGCUUCUCACUUUCGCCCCGCCAUGCUUGUUGAUUGUGCUAAUGCCCCCACAUGGACAUGCCAUAAAAGUGAACGACUUCUUGAAGUUGGAAAUACUUCUCUGUUCUUACGAAAACAAGGAAUUAGGGUUGUUGUUAAAAAGGGAACAAAAUACCCCAAUACCUGGAAAAGAAUGGAGGUGGAUGAAGUAGGAAAAAUUGCAUUUGAAAACAUAUGUCUAGAUGAAGAUUACGAUCAAACUACACCAAGCCCAACAACAAAGAGCUCAGCAGCAAUCACUGCCAUUACACAACGGGCGAUAACAGCCAACACCACUGAGAUAUACCAUGUGAACGUUACCCGUGUAGAUAGAGACGCCGACACGGUGAGCCAGGCCCAUAAUGACAGUCUGCUGUCUACUGCUACCACACAAGUCUGGACUGAGACAACACAGGCUUCUACCACUUCAUCUAAAGAGGAUGUGGAGCCAGUAAAAUGCACCAUCAACAUCACAGAGAGCAAAGCUUUCUCGCAGUCUGUCUACGUGAAGUGGAGCAGUCCAGGCAGUCCAUGUAACUUUAGCAUGAUAUGCCGUUCAAGCAAUUUUUGGGAGACUACAUGUAAUCCCAUCCAAAAGACAAAUGACUCUUAUGAAUGUACACAGAGUGGACUUGAGGCAGGAACUCUGUACGAUAUAAGCAUUGUGGCUUUGCAGGAUGGAGAAACAAAGAACCUUACCUUACAAACAGACCCUCUACCACCUUCUCAGUUUGAAGUGAAAAGAAAUACAGUGACAUCAACAAGUUUGCAAGCUUCCUGGACCUCAUCUCCUGGAUGGGUAGACCAUUAUAAACUGCAGUUACUUAAUAAGAAAGGGGAAAGUAUACAAAAAGUUAACAUCCAUGGAAAUAAUCCCAAAAUGGAAGCUGUGUUUACUGCCCUAAAUCCAGGCACACAAUAUGACAUCACCAUAGCAGCUCUUUCUGGUAACAAGAGCAGCUCUACAAUCUCCAUCAAUGGCUCCACAGUUCCAAUGUCUGUGAAGAGCAUUGAUGUUCAUAGUAAAUCAGACAGUAUUCAUGUAUCAUGGAUGCCUGGUUCUGGCAAUAUAGAAUAUUACAAGGUUUUCUUAUUACAUCAGCAAAAGAUAAUUAGUGAAGUUAAUAUUGACAAACAAAUAACUACACACACUUUCAAUGGACUCCUACCCGGCUACAUCUAUAAUAUCACAGUGAUCACUAAUGCUGCAGGCUUGCAAAACUGGAACUCAAACCUAGCAAGAACAGCUCCUGCCGAGGUGUCUGAUUUAUUUGUGCUGAAUGAAGGAAGUUCUACAAAAUUAAAGGUUCGCUGGAAAAUGCCUCGAGGCAAGCUGGAUUUCUACAAUAUUACCUUAUCUGAGAAAGGAUCUAUCAAAUACAGCAGAACUGUGAACUCAGCCGCCACAGAAGUCACCUUUAAUGAUCUAACACCAGGGCGCCUGUAUCAGAUUAAUGUCACUUGUAUUGCCGGGGACUUAAGUGCUGACAAAAUGGCAACUGGCAGGACUAUUCCAGAAAGAGUUACAGACCUGAAAGCCACUAGCAAUGGAGUCAAAUCUCUCAGAGUAAGCUGGUUGCCACCUCCUGGUGACUGGGAUAAAUAUAAUCUUGUUCUCUACAACCAGUCAACUGUUUUGCGGAAUACUACUAUGGAGGCGCACUACAGAGAGUUCAUCAUUGAAGAUACGGGACUUAUACCUGGAAGACAGUAUGAUGUUGCCGUGGUCGUGGAGAGUGGCGGUUUGAGAAAUGCUGCUUACUGCAAAGGCAGAACAGCUCCACAAGCCGUCCAGCAGCUCCGGAUUAAACAUACCAAUGAAUCUUCAUUCAGCAUCACAUGGGUGACUCCUUUCGCAGAAUGGGACAGUUAUGUGGUUUCACUUGCAGACAGGGAUCUUAUACUCAUAAACAAAGUUCUUGCUAAAGAAGCCAAAGAGUUUACUUUUACUGACCUGGUACCUGGAAGAAAAUAUACAGCCAAAGUUACAAGUAUCAGUGGCGAUCUUAACACCUGGUCUUCUGUAGAAGGAAGAACAGUUCCUUUCCAGGUCACUAAUUUAAAUUUAGCCAAUCAAGAAAAAACAACCAGUCUAUAUGCAGAGUGGACAAGAGGUCGGGGAGACGUGGACUCCUUCCAAGUUCUCCUAAUACAUGAAAAUAUUGUCAUAAAGAAUGAGAGUGUGUCUAGUGACACCAAUAAAUAUCAGUUCCACUCUUUAAAGCCUGGAGGACUCUACUCAGUGGUGGUGACAACUCUCAGUGGAGGCAUUGCAUCUAGACAAUCUCUGGCUGAAGGCAGGACAGUGCCAGCCAGUGUAAGUGGAAUUACAGUCAGUAACAAUGGUCAGAGUGACUACCUGCGCAUAUCUUGGCUACAGGCCACUGGAGAUGUGGAUACAUAUGUAGUAACCUUAUCCCAUAAUAGUAAUAUCCUUCCACCACUCACCCUCUCCAAAUCCAUCCAUGAAUGUUCCUUCAGUGGUUUAACACCUGGAAGACUAUAUAAUGUAACCGUAACAACACGGAGUGGAAAAUUCGAGAACUAUUCCUCCAGCCAAGAGUGGACAGUUCCCUCUGCCGUUCAGGGGCUAACAGUGAGCAAUGCUGGAAGAAGUGACUAUCUCAAGGUGUCCUGGCUUCAUGCUGUUGGAGACUUUGACAAAUAUAAAGUGACCAUUAAAAAUAACAAUAACUUCAUUAACACUACAGCAGUUAACAAGUCUCAGAAUGAAUGUGUAUUCGCCAACCUAGUGCCAGGACGACUGUACAGUAUAACUGUAAGCACUGAAAGUGGAAAAUAUGAGACCAGUGCCAUGACCAGUGGAAGAACCUUCCCAGAGGCUGUAAAGCAGCUAACACUUGCAAGAAGAGGCAGUGAGGAGCUCCAGGUUAUAUGGUCAAGAGCUGAUGGAGAUGUGGAUCGCUAUGAGAUUCAACUUCUAUACAAUGACAUGAGUGUUCUCCCACUGAUUACAUUGAGUAACACGGCUUCUGAAUACCACUUCACCUCUCUCACUCCUGGUCGCCUAUACAAGAUAGUUGUUCUGACAUUUAGCGGUGAUGCACAGAGAGCAACCUUUGUAGAGGGGUUAACAGUUCCCAGCGCUGCUAAGAACAUCUACAUUUCACCGAAUGGAAUGACAAAGAGUCUCAUUGUGAAGUGGACAUCUGGUGGAGGAGAUGUAGAUUCAUACAUGGUGACAAUCUUCCGUCAGAACAACCAGAUAGAAUCUCAGACCAUAUCCAAGAACAUCUAUGAACAUUAUGAACAUACCUUCAACAACCUGAUUCCAGGCGAACUGUACAAGGUUGUAGUACAGACAAACAGUGGAAGUUUAAGCAAAAACAUGACAUCCUUUGGACGAACAAUGCCUUCAAUGGUUCCAAAGUUGUGGGCAGAUAAUGAAUACAACAGUCAUCUACUGGUGGUCAACUGGCAAAGUGCACCAGGCAUCGCAGAUAGAUAUGACCUACUUCUUCUUACUAACCAAGGAGUUCUAAUAAGUAACAAGUCUGUGCCAGCAACCACAAAAUCACACAAGUUUGAAGACCUUGUUCCAGGAAAGAAAUACAAAAUCCAAGUGUUUACAGUCAGCAGCAGUCUAUUCAGUAAAGCCGCACAAACAGAAGGACAAACAGUCCCAGCGGCAGUGACAGGCCUAAAGAUCACAGGGAACAGCACAGACAGCUUGUCAUUCAUAUGGACACGUGCAGAGGGAGAGUUAGAAUCCUAUGAUAUCUUCCUAUACAAUCCAGACAACACUCUGCAUGACCGGAAGCCUGGUGUACAAAGUCUCACCCAGAGCUCAUUUCAGGGGCUGCUACCAGGGCGCCUUUAUAAAAUAGUUAUCGUAACUCACAGUGGAUCACUGACAAAUGAUUCCUCAAUCCAUGGGAGAACAGUUCCUGCCCCAGUCACCAAUCUGCAAGCAUCAAACAGAAAUACAUCAGACAGUUUGUGGUUUGCCUGGAACCAAGCACUGGGAGAUGUGGAUACAUAUGAAUUGACACUUUAUAACCCAAAUGGGACACAAAAAGAACGGUUACAAGCCAAUGUCCUUAGUGAACAUCAUUUCAAAAAGUUGGUUCCGGGACGCCUGUACAAGCUGGUGAUAGUGACGCAGAGUGGUGACCUCGUCAAUAAAGUGACUGCCGAGGCCAGAACAGCUCCACAGCCACCCAAUUCAGUGUCAUUUACGGAUGUAAAGAAUACCUCUCUAUCCAUAACUUGGCUGGGACCCCCAGACUGGACAGACUAUGAUGACUUUGAGCUGCAGUGGAUACCUACAGACCCACUAGUGGUGUUUAACCCCUACAGCAUUGGCAAGUCCAAUGGAAGAAUUAUCACUGGCCUUCGACCUGGGCGUCUCUAUACCUUCAGUGUAAGGAGUGUCAGUGGCAAUUUAAAGAAGACUUUGAGCUUGCCUAUUACUGGAAGAGUGAGAACAAAACCUGAUAAGAUACAGCAUCUUCAUUGCCGACCUCAGAAUUCGACUGCCAUCUCCUGUUCAUGGACACCUCCAGAUUCUGACUUUGAUGGAUAUACCAUUGAAUAUAAAAAGAAUGGAUCCGAUCUUGUGGAGUAUUCCAAAAGAAUUGAGAGGCACAAAUCAGUCCUUACAAUAAUGCACCUUGAACCACAUAAGAGAUAUGUUGUAUCUAUCAAAGUGCAUUCUGCGGACAUGAUAAGUCAGGUGGUAGAAGAGAGCACCAUAACCAUGAUAGAUCGGCCCCCUCAACCACCUAUUCAUGUCAGAAUAAAUAGAAGAGAUGCUUUCAUUAGCAAGUCAUCAAUCCACUUCAGUUUUAAUUGCAGCUGGUUCAGUGACACCAAUGGAGCUGUCAAAUACUUUACUGUGAUUGUGUCAGAAGCAGAUGGCAAUGACAAUCUGAAGCCUGAGCCAAUGCAUCCACUGCCAACAUACACCGAUUACAAACAGAACAGCUCUAUCAAAAUCUAUCAGACGGACUACUUUCCAAGCAGAUGUAGUGAAUCUCCAGACUACAAUGUCCAAAGUUUUAAAAUUAAGCUGGGCGGUGAAAUUGAAAACUUGGGAGGAAAAUGCGAUCUUAAUCAAAAAAGAUUCUGUGAUGGACCCUUGAAACCAAAGACGUCGUACAGGAUUAGCAUUAGAGCUUUUACACAGUUGUUUUCUGAAGAUCUAAAAGAAUUCUCAGAUCCGUUGUUCGCUGACACUUUUUUCUCCUUGCCAAUCACCACAGAAGCAGAGCCUCUAGUAGGAGUGAUUGAAGGUGUCAGUGCCGGAUUAUUCCUCAUUGUCGUUCUGAUUGGAGUCACAGCUUUACUGAUUUGCCGCCAGAAAUGCAGGAGAGUCUACGAUCAGGGUCAGAUCAGAGCACAGUCACACAGAGAAAUGACCUCAUCUGUACAUGUAAACAUCGCUCAUAAAGGGAAUAAACGAUCCUCCAGUCCAAUCAAAGCCAACCAGUUUGAGGUUCAUUUCAGCAAACUUCAAGCAGACUCAAACUACUUGUUAUCCCAAGAAUAUGAGGAUCUUAAGGAUGUUGGGAGAAACCAGUCUUUUGACAUAGCACUUUUACCAGAAAACAGAGGGAAAAAUCGAUACAAUAAUAUACUACCUUAUGAUUUCACACGGGUAAAACUCUCCAAUGUGGAUGAUGAUCCAUGCUCAGACUACAUAAAUGCCAGUUAUACACCGGGCAACAACUUCCGUAGAGAAUACAUAGCAACACAAGGACCUCUUCCGGGUACCAAAGAUGACUUCUGGAAAAUGGUGUGGGAGCAAAAUGUUCACAACAUUGUGAUGGUGACUCAGUGUGUGGAAAAAGGACGGGUAAAAUGUGAUCAUUACUGGCCUUUUGAUCAAGACUCAUUGUAUUAUGGGGACCUCAUAGUUCAGAUGCUGUCAGAGUCUGUGCUUCCCGAAUGGACAAUAAGAGAGUUCAAAAUCUGCAGCGAAGAUCAACUAGAUGCUGCCAGGCUGGUCCGUCAUUUCCAUUAUACCGUGUGGCCUGAUCAUGGAGUCCCAGAGACCACUCAAUCUUUAAUUCAGUUUGUACGGACUGUCAGGGAUUAUAUUAACAGGACACCAGGAGCUGGUCCAACAGUGGUCCAUUGCAGUGCGGGAGUUGGCAGGACAGGGACAUUCAUUGCUUUGGACAGAAUCCUACAACAAGUGGACACAACAGACUCUGUGGAUAUUUACGGAGCUGUGUACGAUCUACGGGUUCACCGUGUACACAUGGUUCAAACUGAGUGUCAGUAUGUUUACUUGCAUCAAUGCAUUAGAGAUGUCUUAAGAGCAAGAAAACUGCGAAAUGAACAAGAUAAUCCAGUAUUUCCGAUCUAUGAGAAUGUGAAUCCAGAAUAUCACAGAGAAAACGUGUAUGCCAGGCAAUAAAUCCCCUUGUUCCAUCUGCUUCAAUUGAGAACAAGCUACGUUCAGCACAGGACGUAGUGUAUUUCAUCUGCCUCUUGUAAUGUAUAUACAUCCCAUCAUGUCUCAUCAUACAUGUACUAAUGGUUUACAGACUCUUUACUUUUUUUAUAUAACAUUGAAGACCUUGAAUGAACAAUGACAAUUCUGCAAGAGAUUUGCAUUGUGCCACUGUAUCCAAAACAUUUGCAUUAGUGCAUUGACAUGUCAGUGACAUAUUAUCUAAUCACAUCCGUUCCAGGGAUCGCUUUAUCUUCUGUCAAAUUGCAUUUGGCCAAGAAGAUGACUUUACAUAUAGAAUAAAGAGACAGGGACAAUCUGUCAGUGAAAUAUGAGGGGCUUACCUUAUAAAUCUUGAUGAGACUGGGCCUGUGUUCUGUGCUUGGUAUUGAAGUGUGUUGUAUACUUCACCACAAGCCAAUUUUGGCAUUUGUCACUUUCUAUUCAAAGAGUUUACCCCCUCUUUUUAGGUAAUUACCAAAAGAAAAUUGUAUGCACUUAUAAAUUGCCUAAAUGUCUUGGGUUUACGUCUGUAAAGUGGACAGUUAAUAGAUUCCUGGUCCAAGGUUUAAACAGACAUUAAGGACCCUUGUUCAUUAGAUAUUGGAGACCUUCUAGCUCCACUUUCUUGUAGUGAUGUCUCACACAACUCAUUGGGGUUGCUUCCAUUGCAGUAAAAGAUAGGACCAAUAUAUUGUACAUUACCCUGUCCGUUACAGAGGUUGAUGUUCCCAUAUAUUCUAUAAUAUUAUGCUAGAUAUACUAAUUAACUAAAAUCAGGGGCGUAGCUAUAGGGGGUGCAGAGGUAGCAGUCGCUACCGGGCCCAGGAGCCUGAGGGGCCCAAAGACCCUUGUGCUGCAUAAGAAGACACACAAAGCACUGAGGGAAGGGGGGGGGGGGGCAAGCCUAACUCUUGCACCAGGGCCCAUGAGCCUUUAGCUACGCCCCUGACUAAAAUACAUAAAGCAUACAAAGUGACGAAUAUAUAAAAAUACAUUAACUUGUCUUAUCUGACACCCCAAAAUGUGCAUUCAACCCUAAAAUAGGCACGUUUAGGUGAGUCAUAUAAUUGCAAUAUAAGCUAUUUAGGACUGUGAGAGAUUAGUAUUGUGAUGCUGGCACUUAACCCAUGGUGCUUCAGUAGCUGAACCCCAGCUACAUGUUAAACCAUUGCCACUUUGAUUCUAGGCAUGAAUGUAUAAAGCUAUGCUAUGGAAGAGUGUUGUGAUGUUAUAGGACAACACAUAUUAAUGGCAUGUUCUUAAUAUAUCAUUUACAGAUGUAAUAUACAUUCUAAGCAUGCUGUGAUGACAUACUGAAUGGAAAAUACAGUAUAAACGUUAGCACUUGGACCUUUCAGUCUGGCUCAUUAGUAUAGAAGCUGAAUUCAUUGGUUUUAUGGAAAGUUUUAUGUUUGCGAUACAAAUUGAUACUAAAGAAUAGCCUGAAAAAAACAAGAUAAGUAUUGAGUAAUUUUAGGCUUCAUGAGUACUCAUCCUGAAGCAUAAAUGGCAUGCAGACACUGCAUCUGGGUCACAUUUACAAGCGCUAUCUGCAAAGGUUUGCUAUGGGUGAUACAGGUUACCAUGGUAAUUAGACUGUUCAUUGCAAAACAGAACAUUAUUCAUUAGUACAUGAGAAUUCUGGCUCAAUGCAUCUUAAAGCAGACUUCUACAAUGGAGUGACGGUUUUACUGUAUGGAAGAGUUUCUCUGUAUACUACUAAAUUCUUUGGAAAUACAUACAGGUGAAACUCGAAAAAUUAGAAUAUCGUGCAAAGUUCAUUUAUUUCAGUAAUGCAACUUAAAAGGUGAAACAAACAUGAGAUAGGCCUCAUGCACACGGCCGUUGUUUUGGUCC